AAUGAAGGAAGAAGACAAUGUUAUCAAAUAAGUAAACUAAUAAAUAUAAUAUAAACCUUAGGAAGAAAACCAAUUUUUUAUCCCACAUUAUAUCAUACCCAUAAACUAUACUCCAAUUCCAAACGAAAUAGAGAAUUAUAAAUUUGCUAUUCAUCAUUUAACAGAGGAAAAUCACUUUUUGAGAAAACAAUUACAACAUAAUCAAGUCUCAGACGUUCUUUCUUUGAAUGCAGAAUAACUAAAAGAUGAAGUAUUUAAAAUGAUUGACUAUAUGAUGAAAAAUCUCAAUUACCUUCCAAAAGAAUAAAUCUUUGCCUAUCGAAAAACCAUUCGAUUAUGUACACAAAGGAAAGCACUUAAAAGAAUCUAUUUCCUUAUAUUUACCAGAUAUUUAUAAGUAAAUUUACAUAUCAACAAAAUAGGCUGAAAAAACAAAAGAAGAAAUGAUUAAAUUCAUUAUUCGCAAAAGUGUGAAGUUUUAGAAAUCCACUAGUACCAUUUAGAAACAAUAAAUUAAGAAAAUGAAUAAUGCAUUCGUCUAGCAAUUAUUUCUAUCAACUCAAUAUCAGUAACAUUACUCAAACUUUUUAAGUAACAAUUUUAUUCUCUAUAUAAUCUAGGUCAAUACCUAUAAUUAGCACUUGAAGAAAAUAAACAUAAAAUUUAAAAAUAUGUGAAUUUUAUUGUGGAAUCAAUAUAAAAUGACUAAAUUGAUGUAAUUAUUCAUUCAUUACAUUUAGGAUGUCUUAAAUUAUAAAAGAUUUCCUUGGUUGAAUGAAUGGAUAUAAUAGUCUGUUUAGAUUGCUAAAGAUCUGCAAUAGACUAGCAAUCCCUAAAGUUCGGAGAAUAAUAAAAAAAUAAAAUUCUGAUU
Molecule: messenger RNA, 871 nt
Organism: Paramecium pentaurelia
Lineage: Eukaryota; Ciliophora; Oligohymenophorea; Peniculida; Parameciidae
Source: the annotation of a GenBank genome assembly